AGGAGCAGAGAAGAGAGGAGCAGAGAUGAGAGGAGCAGUGAUGAGAGGAGCAGAGAUGAGAGGAGCAGUGAUGAGAGGAGCAGUGAAGAGAGGAGCAGUGAUGAGAGGAGCAGAGAAGAGAGGAGCAGUGAAGAGAGGAGCAGUGAUGAGAGGAGCAGUGAAGAGAGGAGCAGUGAAGAGAGGAGCAGUGAUGAGAGGAGCAGAGAUGAGAGGAGCAGUGAUGAGAGGAGCAGUGAAGAGAGGAGCAGUGAUGAGAGGAGCAGAGAAGAGAGGAGCAGAGAAGAGAGGAGCAGUGAAGAGAGGAGCAGUGAUGAGAGGAGCAGUGAAGAGAGGAGCAGUGAUGAGAGGAGCAGAGAAGAGAGGAGCAGAGAUGAGAGGAGCAGAGAUGAGAGGAGCAGUGAAGUCUCUCCUGCAUCAUAUUCCUACACACAUCACCUUUAACCCUGGAUACUGCUUUUAUAUAACAACAACAAUAAUAAUGCAAUUACUAAAGUGUGUGCAGGGAGGUAGGUCUGAACCCAAUCCCCCCCCCCACCUGCCCCACACCUCCAUUCCUCCACCCCACAGCUCACACACACUGAAGCUCUGACUUCUCCCAGAAGAUCAGCUGAGGAACCGCUCACAGUUCUCACUUUACUGACUAGAACCCUACAGAGUGUUUGGCCUUCAGAUGGAGAUGUGAGUAAAACUCUAUUUAGAAUUUACUUUUGACUUUUGUGUGUGUGUGUGUGUGUGUUCCUGAGCUGCAUUUACUGAGAUGAGAUGAGAGGUGUGUAACGUACACUCUCUGCUAAUGCCUCUGUUGUGGGUGUGAGAAUAAAUAAGAUGGAUACUUAGCAACACACACAUAUACUGACUACUUCCUGUCUAACACGCACACACACACGACUAAAAGCUUAUAUCAGACAUUAAUGGACUUUUCUCUACUCUCAGCCUCAGCAUUUUAGAGACUGAACAUUGAUUUCUGUAAGAUGCUGACUGGACAGACACACACACACACACACACACUUCCGUCCUGUCUGUGGGAAGAUUGCUUCUGCUCUCUCACUAAUGGACCCACUGGCAUCUGAUUUCAAUCCUCACUACCCCUAGUUCAACACUCUAUUAGAGCUCACUUGACCACUUGUCCAGGUAUUUUACUAGCUCUUACUGCACUACUGUCCACUUUACUUUGUGCAAGUGUGUGUGUGCGUGUGUGUGUGUGUGCGUGUGAAUUCCCAC
This is a messenger RNA of Hemibagrus wyckioides, 1221 nucleotides long. Its product is annotated as glutamine-rich protein 2-like. The record is from RefSeq and is a predicted model, not a curated record. The coding region runs from base 26 to 589 and encodes 187 amino acids. Lineage: Eukaryota; Metazoa; Chordata; Actinopteri; Siluriformes; Bagridae. The transcript is spliced from 2 exons.